This is a messenger RNA of Hypanus sabinus (Atlantic stingray), 771 nucleotides long. RefSeq lists its product as uncharacterized. The coding region runs from base 1 to 771 and encodes 256 amino acids. The record is from RefSeq and is a predicted model, not a curated record. The transcript has 4 exons. NCBI's taxonomy places the organism in Eukaryota, Metazoa, Chordata, Chondrichthyes, Myliobatiformes, Dasyatidae.
AUGGUUCUGAAACGUCUGCUAAACGCAUGCGCACUGCUCUCUGUAGCUGUUGGCAGUUCUCCGAUUCGACCGGGGACCUGCAGUGAGAGAUUUAUUGGAAGAAAAACCACGACUGAAGACGAGGGAACAGCAACAAGUGAACCAGCCCGAGGACUGAGAGCACCGACUGGAGAGAACCCAUCUGACUCGGAGAUUCCAGUGAUUCAGUCAGGAGAAAGUUUGGUUAAAAAUGACAAGGAAUUUGUCUACGGGAAUCUCGAACACUACACGCCAGUUUUGCUGUCUCUGUCCAGAUAUUUAAGAAGUGGAGCAAGGGAUUCACUCGACCAUCCUUCCUGCUCAGACUGUGGGGAGGGAUCCACUCGAUCAUCCUUCCUGCUCAGACUGUGGGGAGGGAUUCACUCGAUCAUCCUUCCUGCUCAGAUAGUGGGGAGGGAUUCACUCGAUCAUCCUUCCUGCUCAGACUGUGGGGAGGGAUUCACUCGAUCAUCCUUCCUGCUCAGACUGUGGGGAGGGAUUCACUCUAUCAUCCUUCCUGCUCAGACUGUGGGGAGGGAUUCACUCGGUCAUCCUUCCUGCUCAGACUGUGGGGAGGGAUUCACUCGAUCAUCCUUCCCGCUCAGACUGUGGGGAGGGAUUCACUCGAUCAUCCUUCCUGCUCAGACUGUGGGGAGGGAUUCACUCUAUUAUCAGACUGACUGCCAUGCCUGCCAUUUUAAACGGGGGUGGUGGGGGGGGGAACCUGUUCAUCUGCUCAGACAGUGGGAAUAG